CCUGUCGUCCAGUCCCGAAAGAUGCUACAGGCCCGCCAACCGCACCCUUUUCUGGUUUCCACAGCAUCUGCAACAUCACAACAGCCCUCUUCCCUGCUUUCCUUGGUAAUCCAUGGACUUUGUUACUUCGGACUAAACUACUCUAGUUUCCCGUGCCUAACGUCCCUGCAUUUUGAAGGGCCCUGAAAUGACAAAGCUGCCCAAUGGAUUCCCAGUCGCCUUGCGACACAGGCAGAACAGGACACACACUCACACACACACACACACCACAGACUCUCAAGUCUAAACGCACACGCCCGGCCCUUCUUACACUAUGGUCAGCCCCAAAGCUUCCAGGGCUAUCCCCACACUGCCUCACACCUCGCGCCUGGGCUGGCACCUCUACUCUCAUACCAAAGUCUGCUUUCCAAGCAAUGCUUUCCAAGGUCCAAGGUGCAAAGUUAGUCGGGCUGAGGUUGAGUCACUCAAUCUUUGCUUCGCCUACACCACACACCACCCAGCAGCGAGACAUUCCACAAGGCAUUUAUUCCACUUGACCCGGUCCAGGUCCCGGUCCAUGUCCAGGUACCUUUCUCAUGGCCAGGCAGGCCAAACCUUUUGCGGGCCUUUUCUUCUCCUGUCUCUUCUUUCUCUCUGCCGUACCGUACACCCCGGGGACCAAGCAUGCCCUGCCUACGAUGAUGGAGGCAUCCCAGGUCUGGGUGUGGUGUCUGCAAACACCUCCCAUCUAUAUAUCCUGCCAUGCCCUCUGCCUUUCUUCCUAGACUCGAACAUCUUCUUCACCAAACUCUCAAGUCAAGCACUUGUCAACCAAACUUCACAAAGACCAUACCAGCUCAACUUUCUUCAACAGACACAUCACCUUUGGAGACCAACCUCCUUUACCAUACAACACAACACAACACACAACUCGAAACCCAACUCGAGUAACACAGAACACACCAUGGCCUCUAGAUACAGCUCCUCUAAGCCGGUCGUCCACCAGGCCCCGGCCUCCAUUAGCAGCGCCUACUCGGCAUCAACGGGCUCCUACGCCUCAUCAAGAGGCUCCUCCACCCCUCGCUCCAUCUCCCCCAGCGACGAGGCCUACCUCCGUGUCUACGGCGCGGACCAGCACCGAGCUGCCAUCAAGGAGAACAGCGGCGUCACCAUCAUCAACCGCAAGCAAUCCGGCUACGACGCCCACGCCCCAUCACCACACUACGGCGGCGGAUACUCGCGCCACUAGAGUAAGCGAUGCCGAUGCGACUCUUACACUUUUCAACGACAACACAUCAACUACUUCACUUUGUAAAUGCAUAAAGACUGGCGUUAUUUGGGGGAAUAUCGGGCAUAAGCAACUGGGCGGCUUCGCACUCCUGUACAGCAU
Molecule: messenger RNA, 1369 nt
Organism: Colletotrichum acutatum
Lineage: Eukaryota; Fungi; Ascomycota; Sordariomycetes; Glomerellales; Glomerellaceae
Exons: 2
Coding region: 314-1228 (304 amino acids)
Source: RefSeq, a predicted model, not a curated record